GAAUUGCGCCAAAAGCUUGGAGAGCGCGGCUCGAUCGACGACAGCCAGCCACGGCGAGUAGCACGAGCCAACGAGUCGCGCGCGUCGUUCUCGGGGAGUAAGGAGGCAGAGCCACGGGCGCCGCGAAGCGGCCAAACUCACGACGUCCCGCGCGAGCCAACGGGAGCCGACCAUAUUAUACAUGGGAUGAAGGGGAUCGCCCGUGGUACAGCAGCGGCGCUUCGUUGACCUUCGUGGCGCGUCCGAGCCGUGCUCGAAGCCCUAGGAGACUCGGGCCGAGCGGAAGGAAGGAAGAGAGAGAAAGAGAGAGUGACGUUGAAAAGCCGAGGCCGAACCCGAGCGCCAAGUGUUCCGUGGUGCGAAGAAGUCCGAGAGAAGCGAAGGAGACCGAGCGAGAUAUAGCGCGAGAGGGAGACGAGGGAGAGAGAAAGUGAAGGAAGGCUGCGGUGGGAGAGAGGAAGAAGCGGUGCCAGCAAAAGAAGGACUAAUCAUGGCUAAGGACAACGGCGACGGGAGCAAUAGUAACAACCUGUCGACCCCGUCAUCCUCGACGGGGACCGGAGCCAAAAGGAUGGCCUUCAGGUCGAAGCCCUACGACGCCAAUAACUCACUUGUCAGAAAAGUUGCGACAAAGAUGACAGAUCUAAUACCACAUCCUUCAUGGAUCAGCAAAUGGUUUAACAGUUCUCAAGACGAAACAACAUUACAAGAUACAGAGGCAGAAAGUACACAAUAUAAGGGUUAUGAUGAAGAACAUUUGCAUCCACCUCCGGUGAAACGACCAUGUAUACGCAUAGAUGUUACACACCCACCUGGUACAUUUAAUAUUAAGCCUAGAAGUCGGAAUUUAGAUAAUAUAGUAGCAGAACAGCCGAAAGAAAACUACACAAACUAUAAUGAGACCGCCCAAGAUUUUUUAGAACCUACAACAGCUAGUCCGAGAUUACAACGCUUUGUAUCGUCCACCCCAGCAUUUUCAGCUGAUACAAAUAAAUUACCAGAUACACGAUCAGCACUAAAUAUGUUAAUGUCAGAACAGAAUAGUAAUAAUGGUGCAGCUAAUGGAAUGGAUGACAAUUCUGAAUCAAGUGAAAGUACAAGUGGUUGUAGUUCUUUAAUUCCACAAAACAAUAGACAAGAAGCACCAACAAAUGCAAAUUAUAGUUCACCUUAUGGAAAUAAAAGAAGAUACAUCGAUGAGAAGCUAAAUUUCACAAAUCAUUUACAAUCUCCGCGAUCACUUUUUUUGGAUAAUACUACCAGAGAAACAUUAAGUAGUAGACGACCAAGCUUUAAUGCUUUAAUGAUGAAUAAUUCCCUAGAAAGAUCAUCAUCUUUAUCGUCACCCUUCUACCCUGGUAAUACAAUGUUUGGAGGAGCGAAUGCAGCAAAUUUGUACAGAAGAAGUAGUAGUGUCCUAUCUGAACCUCCACAGUAUAACCUGAAGAUACCGAAACGCACAAGUGUAGAAGUAAACCCUUCCAACAGUUCAUCAACAAAUGAUCUGUCAGGUAUGAGCCACACGGCCCGACGUAUCCUCGAGGCACUCGAGCAGUUCUCCUCACCACUGUCGGAUGCCAAAAAAAUGCCCAUUAGGAAUAUUAUGGGCGGCAGUAGUCAAAUCUCGUCCCCGACGUUGAGCCACAAAAGAUUGCGAGAGAAUGAAACUCCAUCGCCAAAAGUGGGAUUGAGGCACUUGACGCGUGAAUUAACCGUCCCCACGGUACCGGAUCUUUUACGGAUACGUAGACGACAAAAGCUCCAGAACACAACCGUCAAUGCCAGGAAAAUUAUGACCUCGAGAACUGCACCAACACCAGCACCUAUUCCCCAGGACUAUCAUAUAAGAACCGAAGCUGACGUUGAGCCAAAGCGUAAUACGCAAUUAAAGGCCAAGAAGAAGAUGAAUCUAGAGAAGCAAGAGACCGUUGAAUCGGUCAACUUGCCUACCAUGCCCUUACCAAUUUCCAGUCUCCCUCGCUUUGACAUAUCCCUGCCCCAAUGCACAAAACCGACGAAGCCGGCCAGUCCAAAUAAGCAGCAGCAGCAGCAGUCGUCCGUGUUUGACAAGGACAACUACAAAUUCGCCAGUCCGAUCAGGCUAGCCGAUAGUGCCAAGAAUCUUGAGUCCAUUAACAAUUUCACGUUCAGCAAGCCCAUCACACCGAGCAAAAUGAUACCCACCUUGACAAUGAACGAAUCUUACGACCUCUCCAAGACCCUCAGUGUCGACUCCAACGAUACGCUGAGCUGUUCGUCCUCGUUCACGAAUUUCAUAUGGGCCGGACCUUCCCAGACGCUCAAAAUGAAAGAAAAGGAAAAGGAUAAGGAAAAGGUGGUGGAGUCGGGAGGCCCUAAUGUGGCGAGCGAAUUGAAGACCGGCAGCUGCAUGGACUUCUUCGCGAAGAAACCGUCGACGUCGAGUGACUCUUUGAACACUUGGGAGUGUAACGAGUGCUUAAUUAAGAAUAACGCAUCCGACAAGUACUGCAUGGCUUGUAAGAGCUCCAAGCCCAUCAACUCCUCCAACAAUGCUGAGAUUGCGGAAGGUGGCUCUAGUAAACACGACUCGAAAGGCAGUUCGACAUCUCGAGAUAACGAAUCGGAGAAAUUCAACGCUAAACCCGCGAAUCAGGCAUCCCUUGACAAAAUCUUCGGAAACUCGCCCUUCUCAUCCGCUAGCACCACAACCACGUUCAAUGCAACGAGUACGAUCUUCUCCGCAGCGAACACAGCAUACCAAGCGAGUAAGACGAGCGGCAACGCUACGUCAACUGCGACCGCGACGACGACGGCGGUGGCAACAGUUACAUCAGCGAUUGCCACGACGACGACGACGUCUCCUGUCGCGCCAAUUAUGCCCAAGCUCGUAAAGAGCUCCUGGGAAUGCCCCUGCUGUAUGGUUCGAAACCUCGAGAACGUGGCCACGUGCCCAUGCUGCAACACCGCUAAGCCCGGUAGCGUGAACGUAAGCCCGAAGCGGGCGUCCGAGGCCGUGGAGCUACCGACUACCGUAGCGACCGGAUUCGGCGACAAGUUCAAGAAGCCCGAGGGCUCCUGGUCGUGCGACACAUGCAUGAUUCAGAACAAAACCGAGACCGAGAAAUGCGUGGCUUGCGAGACACCACGUGCAGGAGCCGCGACCAAGCCAUCCGGCUUUGGCGACAUGUUCAAGAAGCCCACGGGCUCCUGGACGUGCGGCAGUUGCAUGCUACAGAACAAGCCAACGGCCGAUAAGUGCGCGGCCUGCGAGAGCGCGAAACCUGGUACCGAAACGCCCUGCAAAUCCAAUCUUCAGUUUAAAGUCGACAUGCCCGCGAACGCCUCCAGCUUUACCUUUGGCAUUGAUAAGGCCGCCGCCGCCGCCGCCGCCGCCGCUACUACCACUCUAAACACCACCAGCACUACCGUCACCACCACCGCAGUCAAAACGAAUGGCUUCAUCUUUCAGGGCAGCUCUUCCGCCCCCCAGACCGCCAUCGCCGAAAGUAAGAACUUCAGCUUCGGCAUACCUAGCGCCGCCAAAACCGAAGCGGCAAACGUGCCCAAGGCUACCAACUUUAGCCCUAAGGUCAGCGAGACCGUAGCUGCGACAGCCACCUUUCAGUUCGGCUCGAAGCCUGCCGAGUCCAAGAGGGUAGAGGAAACUCAGCAAACUCCAGUAGCGAGUAACUUUACAUUCGGAAUACCUUCGAAAAGCUCGGUACCCAGUGGGCAAUUCGUGUUCGGUGCGCCUUCGGAGAAUAAAGCCAAGGAAAAUAAGAACGAGGCCAAACCCUCGGCUCCCACUGGCUUCCUUUUCGCGCCAUCAGCGAGCCUCAGUAAAGAUACAACGAGCACCUGCGACGAGUCGAAUAAAACGUGUGAGAGUCACGCACCAAGCGCCUUCCUCUUUAACAAACCGACGACGACAGUCGCGAUCCCGGCCAAGGAGGAGCCGCCCAAACUCGAAGAGAAGCCACAGCCAUCACUGACCGAGCAACCAACGGUCACCUUCGCCAACCCCGUCAAUCAGCAGCAGCAGCAGCAAGUGCAACAGCAACCUCAAUCACUUUCAAGUUUCUCGUUCGGCACGACGAGUGCGUCAACGACAGACGCUGCUGCUCCUCCUGCCUCCUCGACCCUCUUUUCGUUCAGUGACCAGUCGAAGCCCACCACCAGUGCACCAUUGCCAACAUUUGGCUCACCCACCGCACCCAAGCCCGCUUUCAGUUUCGGCAAAGCCGCGGAAACAACGAACAACCCAAAUACCACAUUACAACAACAACCGACCAACAAGCCGAGCACUAUGGCGGCGUUCGUCGGUCCAUCGCCAUCGCAAAGCUUCCCCGCCCAAGCGAAUUCAACAAUCUCGUCGUUAUUCGGCAGCAUAAAUGCAACAUCUCCGACGGCGACGAGUAACUUGGGCGCAACUACCACUAAGCCCCUGAUGUUCGGCGCCUCGGAAAACAAGGUCACCCCGCCCUUUGGCGAAACCGAGUCGAAACUUCCGGCCUUCGCAGCGCCCAGCACGAGCUUCGGAUCGCCGUCGAACGUGUUUGGAAGCGCUACGGCCACACCGAGCUUCGGGGCAAACGCGACAACGAACAUCUUCACAACGAAAUCGUCGGAAACACCAGCCGUAAAUCCAAACUUGUUCAGCUUUGGGCAGUCGUCGCAGACUCAAUCGCAGUCGCAACCUCAGUCGCAGUCGCAGGGGAGCAGCUUCAACUUCUCGGCGGGCUCGAGCUCCAACAGUGGCAGCACCUCCGACCAGAAGAAUAUCUUCUCGUUCGGUGCGUCGUCGGGCAGUGGCCAAGCGGGUAAUGGCUUCAGGAGCUCCGGCAACUUUAGCGCCACAACACCGAGCUUCAGCUUCAGCGCGACGCCCAAGCCCGAAGCGGCGUCCGCGAGCCCAGGCUUCGGCCAGACGACGAGCGCCCCGAUAUUCAACGCGGUCCCAACCGCCCAGAGUUCCACGUACCCCGCCCCGGCCAACCCGGCCCUCAAUUCCGCCACGCCCUUCAGCUUCGGCGCCACCAACUUCAACUUCGGCGCUUGCGAAUCGUUAUCAAAACAUGGAAUUAUCAGUAAGGCUUUUAUUACUGAGACUAUCGUACUGACAAAAUUAUUGUGCGUGUGUUUACAGUCUCCAGCACCAGUUUCUAGUGGCUUCAACUUCAAUGCACCCAGCAAUUCAAGUACUCCUGUUGCUUUCGAUCCCAAUGUCCAACCAACGUUUAAUUUCACUGCUGGCAGUGCACCUACGGUAUUCACUGCACCGCCCGCAAGAAAAAUCAAAAAGGCAGUCAGAAGAAUGCCCAGGCAGUAGGUCAAAUUCACAAUAAGUUUUAGGCGAAUGGCAUUAUUCACAUAAAAGUGAUAAUUAUCAGCGAAUAGAAACGUGUCAGUGCAGUGAAAUUAGAAUCAAAUAUUACGCUCUUCU
Molecule: messenger RNA, 5425 nt
Organism: Ceratosolen solmsi marchali
Lineage: Eukaryota; Metazoa; Arthropoda; Insecta; Hymenoptera; Agaonidae
Product: nuclear pore complex protein Nup153
Exons: 12
Coding region: 491-5311 (1606 amino acids)
Biological process (GO): RNA export from nucleus; protein import into nucleus
Cellular component (GO): nuclear pore
Molecular function (GO): structural constituent of nuclear pore
Source: RefSeq, a predicted model, not a curated record